UCGCACUUCGGCUUCCCUGUCUCUUUAUUGCCUGUGCUCCCCUGGUUCCCAGGUUGCAGCGCGGCAGCAGCUCUCGCUCACGGUCGCAGCACCUCCGGCCUCCGCUAUCGGACUUGACCUCUCGUCCUCUCCAUCCAGGUCUUCUCUCCCUCAACCAAGCUCUCAGUUGUGCUUCUUGUUCAUCAAAUUGAAAACCUAAUUGACUCUGUUAUCUAUCAACUACAGCCUUCGUUAUCACUGUGACCAUAUUUUGUCAUGGAGAAUGUGCGUGAAAAGCAGUGGAUUGGGCUUGAUGGGCAGAUGUUCCAUGAAAUGAUUUAUCUUAUAUUGUUACCGUCUUAACUGGGUUUAAAAUUGUAGCUCUAUAUCUUAUGAAAAUUGUUUCUUAGGUUUUAUUUCUUUGAAAGUCGUAGUUUUAGCAGUUCACACUAUCAACAUGUGGCCCUUUUGAUUUGGCAAUUGAAAGAGAUGAUAAUGACUUGCUCUAAUAUAUAUCUAUAUACAAAGUUCAUUAGCCAUUGGCUGUACUUACAGGAAACAAAAUUGAAUCGGCUUAGUGGUGAAAAGAAGCGCUGAACGCUAUCCUUAUUUAUGUUAAUUUUUAAGCAACUGUUUGCUUAUCAUUUGAUAGUUCUAAUACAUGUGUUAUUUUACUAAUUAAUGUAAUUGCAGCAUUUUGCAUGACAGUAUUUCUGUUAAGACUUUCCACAUGGUCAAUCAACUCCCCAACUCAUCUUUGUAGACUAUCCUGUAUUUUCCUUUCCUAGAAGUUCUUUGUUCCAAAAUCUUUAAUUAUUUUAGUAAAAACGAAAUUUUGUUGGUGACUGACUCCAAUUCAAUUGAUUUUCAAUUCUGAUUUUUGAAAUCAAUUUUCGUGGGAUGUUUGCAUUUUAAUGCAUUUCCAUUGUCUUUGGAGCUAUUGUCCAAAAGAUAGUAUUCACUUGCUCAAUGUGGUGUGUUGGUCAUGGUUUCAUUUAGAAGUUUUGCUUACUUAGAUUUGCCAAGAGAUUGGGCUGUAUUAUUGCACUUUUGAUUAUUUUUGUUACCUAUUUUUCUAUGUAUAUGUUUUCCCUAGAUUCUUAUCGGAGGGUCUUAUUCUCCUUUUCUAUGGAUCUCAUCUUCCUUGAUAAAAAUAUAUAUAUUUUAUCAAAUUUUUUUUUUUUAAAGAGAUGAAACUCUUUGGAAAGUCAUGGCACCUUCAAUCAUUCUUGAGCUUGAAGGUCUGCUGGAUGUAACGUACUAUUCUUUGCAAUGACUGCUUAGGUUCCAACAGCUGUGUCAUAUACUUGAAGAAACAGAAGUAUAGCUGCUUUUAUUUGAAAGAAUCACUAUUAUCUAGAGAACAUGAAAGUGGAAGAGGUUAAUCGGUGCCAGAUUCAGGAAUGGUAUCCAAAAUUUAAAUCAGUAUCCAUCAAGACCAUAAUCCAUCAACUUCCAGAAUCUUUCGUUGACUACCUUCUCAAUGACUCUGGGCUCUUCUUGUUGCCAGUUUCUGUCUCAAAUGAAGAUCCCUUUCCCAAUCGAAUUCAUAAUCCUGAUGAGGAAGAUGAUUAUCAAGUUUCAGAAGGAUCUGGUGACGAAGCAGAAGAACCUUCACCACCUCCUUCUUUUCCAGAACUUGAAUUGAAAGUUAAGGAAUCCAUUGAAUCCCUUGGAGGUGCAGUCUUCCCCAAGCUGAAUUGGAGUGCACCAAAAGAUUCUGCUUGGAUAAGUACCACUGGUACCCUCCGGUGCACCACUUUCGGUGAAAUUGCACUCUUGCUCCGAUCAUCUGACUCAUUGGUCCAUGACUUGUGUCAUGCUUAUGAUUCCAGUGAUGAUAAAUCUUCAUCUAGGCCCCAAAACUUCUUCCUUGCCCUUCGCAAGUGGUACCCAUCCCUUCGGCCAGAGAUGGAGUUUCGGUGUUUUGUUCGAGGGAAGAAACUAAUUGGCAUUUCGCAGCGUGAGGUGACUACUUUUUAUCCUGCUUUGGUUGAAAAGAGGAAUGAUCUCCUCUUAGUCAUGCAGGUUUUCUUUAACAAUAAUGUGAGAGCUGUAUUUGAAUUAGAACACUACACAUUUGAUGUUUACAUUACAAAGGAUGAGAGGGUUAAGGUAGUGGAUUUCAACCCAUGGGGUGCUUUUACAUUGCCAUUGUUGUUUACAUGGGAGGAACUUGAGCAGAUUCUUAAUGACGGAGAUAGUGUGGAGUUCAGGAUUAUUGAAGAUCGUUGUGCUGUUAGGCCAGGGCUCAAGACAGCAGUUCCAUAUGAUUACUUGGAUACCAGCCCUGGAAGUGGUUGGGAUCAAUUUCUGAGGAAUGCAGAUGAAGAGUUGCAAAGACAAUCUAGGUCCCGAGAAGCUGGUGCCUGAGAGGUAGAUGUUUGGACUUGUCACUUGAUUUUUAGAUUUGAGUUGGCAAAUAGAACUAUAACACAUGUGGGGACGAUCUCUGUGGGUUGACUGCUAUUUUGGUCGUUUGAGAGAUACUUGUUUCAUCUGUCUAUCUUUUAUCAGAUAAUUACUAUAUUUAUCAUAUUAGUCUGAAAUUGUUGGAAAA
Molecule: messenger RNA, 2539 nt
Organism: Prosopis cineraria
Lineage: Eukaryota; Viridiplantae; Streptophyta; Magnoliopsida; Fabales; Fabaceae
Exons: 3
Coding region: 1345-2352 (335 amino acids)
Cellular component (GO): cytoplasm
Source: RefSeq, a predicted model, not a curated record